This is a messenger RNA of Guyanagaster necrorhizus, 2322 nucleotides long. RefSeq lists its product as uncharacterized. Gene Ontology annotation, biological process: intra-Golgi vesicle-mediated transport. The record is from RefSeq and is a predicted model, not a curated record. Gene Ontology annotation, cellular component: COG complex; Golgi apparatus. The transcript has 9 exons. The coding region runs from base 193 to 2229 and encodes 678 amino acids. NCBI's taxonomy places the organism in Eukaryota, Fungi, Basidiomycota, Agaricomycetes, Agaricales, Physalacriaceae.
CGUGAAUGGAACGCAAGUUACUCUCUGCGCACAUAAAAUUACUGUUAGACGCACCAGAACAUCUGUGGAGACUUAUCGAAAGGAAGAAAUACUUCACUGCUGCGUGGUUGUUGCUUCUUUCGCGCGUUGUGCAUCGUGCAUUGAUACAACACGACCAACAAGAGGAGGAGACUUGGACUAGUCAAGGGCUGGAUGCACUGGUACGUUCUGCAUAUUGGACCCAUUUUCUACGCUCAAGUUCCAUAUCAUCAGGACCAAUUUCCUCUCAUACAACGACAAUGGGAUGCAGUAUCUCAGUUCCGUUCUCAGAUUGUGCACAAAGCCACGAUGUCCCUGCGAGAAUAUGACACAUCCUCGUCCGAUACAUGUGCCACCCUGCUUACUUUGCAUCUGUUGGAUUCGCGUCCACUUACAGAGACAUUAUCUGUCUUUUUGGAUCAACGGUCUAGAUCACUUCAUACGGCGAUAUCGUGGGGCCAGAGAAAAAGGUCGGUCUCGCCCUCUUUGCCCCAAGCGAACGGACACAUUCCAGAAAUGAACAUGGUUAGCCCUAAGCACACUGUCAAGCAAAUUAAGGAUGCCGCUCGGGUCGCGCUAGACACCAUUGCCUUGACCAUCAAAACAGCCAGAGACGUCUUUGAAGACAAGGACUCCCAGAAGUCCAUGGUUGCAUCUGUAUUGGAACACAUACAAUCCGACUCUGUCCUGCCUCCUGCCCAGAAUGCACUUCCUGCAGAACUUCAAUUGACGACACAGGCUUUGUUAAUGACCUUACCAUCAUCCACUCAUUUCAUGUUCCUCCCCCAGAAUUUGAAAUCUUAUAAGCCUUAUGUCGAUCUCGAUUCAUCAUCAUCGCGCGUUCCCCCUUCACAUCUUAUUCAGAAAGUUGAGGACUGGUUCAAGAAGUCGUCACAAAAUCUCCAGAGCGCUCUUGAUCGCUGGUUUCUGGAUGUCCCCUCUGUCAAGGAUGUCUGGAGCUUGCGAUCCACAGUUCGCAAAUGGAUAUAUUCGUCCUCAAGUAUGAAAGAGCAGGAGAUAGAAGACACAAAUCUCAUUUUUGAUGAUGUCUGCCGGAGACGAAUUGCAGAAAUCUGGAAAGCCUCCUUAAUCAGCACCCAAGCGUCCUUCGGUGCAUCUCUUUCGGCAGUAGUACUAUCGUUUGGUGAAAAUAUGGACGCGCGGAUAGACAAUUUAUUUCGAACGCCACCUUUGCCCGCGGCUUCUUUUGGACCUAUGGAUGCUUCAUUCCAGAAGUAUAAGAGCACAUUGCGAAAGCAGCUUUUGGGCAGGACAACACUGUUGGAUGACGUGCUCCGGAUUCUUGAAAACUGUGCCCGAUCUAUCCAGCAUGACUUGUCUCAAGUGCUGACUGGGGAUAAUUCAAAUGCUUUGGUUACCCGCCUUCGGAACGAGUAUCGACCGCAAGCUGCGACGUUGUGUUUCGGAGUAGUUGACGCUCUUAACAAUGCUUCGGAAAGCAUUACUGACAGUUCACGACUUGUAUUUGUCGCUCAGCUUGCAGACGAGCUCGCCACGUACUCGAGCUUUGUCACCGACGUAUCUGUCGGUGUCGGUGUGGAGAAAGAUUUUCGUAACAAGGUGAAGUUGUGUCGCGACGAUAUCGUCGAUCGUUGGCGUUCAUAUACGAUUUCGAACAUAAUAUCUACUCACUGGCAUCGGUCACUCCCUCCCAUACUUCCGUCCUCUCCUAUGUCAACUGUUCCGUCCCCAGAUCUAAUGGGCGCGUUACUUUCAUUGACACACGCAAUGCAGGAAUUGGGAAUCUCUCGCGACCUAAGGCGUCAAAGUAAUCUUGUUGACUGGACCCUUCAAAUAUUCAUUGCGCAGUUCCUCCGGAAUCGUUUUGACGCCGGCAGUAUCCAAACGUUGUGUGAUCUUAUAUUUCUACAGAAACUGAUCGACGUCAGGAUGGGAAGCGACUGGACAGAUGUUCGCCAACUCCUGGAUGAGAAAGCUGUGCACAUCCGUGAGACGGUUGUCGAGUUACCAAGCCAAGAAGAUAUCGAGCGCAGUGUCUCUGAUUAUAUUGCUCGGACUCAAGUGCUCUUUGGCAUUCUUUUAAGGAACACUCCAUCAUCAUUGUCGCACAGCAACGACAAGCUCGCAACGCUUCUACCGUUUGGAUCACCGCUUUUAGAUCAGGCUUUCCAGCCCGCGAUAGAUGUGGCGAAAGCAUCAUCUCGCUUCGGUCUGCUUUUAGUAGGAUGAGUAGUAGCCCUAGUGUCGUAACUAGAGGCUUAAAGCAUGAGUUCAACAACAAUGCAUUUGGUUUAUUUAAUGUCAUGAUCUUGGACACUGCAC